This is a messenger RNA of Oreochromis aureus, 4179 nucleotides long. Its product is annotated as mastermind-like protein 2. Gene Ontology annotation, molecular function: transcription coactivator activity. The coding region runs from base 919 to 3603 and encodes 894 amino acids. Gene Ontology annotation, biological process: Notch signaling pathway; positive regulation of transcription of Notch receptor target. Gene Ontology annotation, cellular component: nucleoplasm; nuclear speck. The transcript has 5 exons. The record is from RefSeq and is a predicted model, not a curated record. Lineage: Eukaryota; Metazoa; Chordata; Actinopteri; Cichliformes; Cichlidae.
AGGGUCUGUGUAAGUAGCUCCGCUAUUGCCUUCGUGUACCACACGGACAAACGAUUGUCAAUGGACUAUUUGAGACGGAUUUCAGUCGGCUUCUGCGACGGCUGCCUGCGUUUAGGGGGUCUGGGUUUUUUUUUUUACUUGUUUGCAACCAGAUUCCUAUCCGGAUUGAAAGGAAAGCAACAAAGAAAAGGACUCAUUUCGAAACAAACAAAAAAAUGCCGUGAGUCUUGAAGUUUAGUGGAUUUCGUGUGUUUGUCGGUUCUUCUAUUUUUGCAGCCGGUUGCUCUCACUCAAUUUAUAGUCGAUAGUGUACUCUUGGACUUGGCUUUAACGAGAGUGGUACAAUAUUUAGAUAAAGUAGGCUGAAAAUGUAGCUACUCGGAAUGUACCACCAGUGAAACCGAAGUUGUGCGUGCCGUGGGUUUGAAUUAUCUAAGGGAUUCAUAUUGAAUAUAACCUAUUUAUCUGUGAGCAGAGCUCCAGACGUUAAGCAAGAGCGGAUUCAUUCCAGCUGCGGAGCCUUUUAUGUUUGUAAAUCAUUUCACGUUUAAUUAUAAGCUGACAGAGCCUAUCCCCCGAGGAAAAACUAGUACAAUUCUGUAACUUUGAGACUUUUAAUGCAUGUUUUUAAUCCACGUGGAGCAUAGCAUGAUUUUAUAUGGAGCGUAUCUUACUUUAAUCUUUUAUAUCAUAUAAUAUCAUAGUCCCAGUUUGACAAGAUAAUUGGCUCACAUUUCAACACAUAUCAUAGGCCAUAGUGGCUCCCUCUCUCCAGAGACUACAGCCAAGUAUUUUUCUUUUUCACAUGGGAUCAUUGCAAGUCUUUAGUACGUUUUCUUGUUUUCUUCCAUGCCCGUUCUGUGGUCCACUGUAAGCACAGUGGACCUCAGUCUAUAAACUUAUCAGGGACCUGCGGGCAUGGGAGAAGCGACCCCCGCUCAGUCUGCUGCAGGGACAUACGUACCCAUGUUGGGUGUUGGUUUAGGAGCUAUGCCCGGUGGGGUCAGCAACGGGCCGGUGGUGGCCAGCUCGAGGAGCUCCACAGUGCCACAGCUGCACAACGCCAUAGUUGAGCGUUUACGCGCCCGGUUAGAGACGUGCAGGAGGCACCAUUCUACCUGCGCGGACCGCUAUCAGAGAGGUCAGGCCGAGAGCACAGACCGGGAGCACGAGAGUACGCUUCAGCUGCUCAGCAUAGUCCACCAAGGUCCUGGGAACCGUAAAGCAAAAGGUAGCCGGGGAUCGAACCAGCAACCUCCAGACUACAGCAGGGCUAACGGAGAGCAAAAGGGGUCAGAUGGCGAGCAGAAGAUCCCCACACGCAUAGCGAUUCAUGGAUCUUUGCGAAGGAAGAUUGAGGGGCAUGCCCCAGGACAAAUACCAAAGCAAAAUGGCCUCUCCUGUGGUUUCCCUGGAUCAGACUUUAAGCGGGUCCGUGUGGACCACAACUUAACCCAGUCCCAUUCUCUGCAGGGCUCCUCAACCAUGGGCAUGCAGAGGAAGAAUUACAUGAUGCCUCAUGCACUGGGGUCAGACAUAUUCAACAUGACCCUGAAAGAAAUGAAGAAAGAGCCCUGUGAGAUCCAGUCUUGUGACCAGUCAAAUGCAGAGAUGAUGUUUGACUUCAAAGAUGAAGGUCAGAUUGAUCCAGAACUCCAGGAUCUCUUUGAUGAACUGACAAAGACGGUGCCUACACUGAAUGACCUGGAGUUUGAAAAGAUGCUAAAGCAGGAUGAUACAUUUGGCUUGGAUCUAGGACGGCCAAGCUCGGCGGGAGCAGCUGCCAGUCUCUGCUCUCCACUGGAGAAGCCGAUAAAGACAGAGCACUCACCAGAUUUUGGGCAGGCUCAUUGUGGCUCACCACAGCUUCGACCGGCUUCUGCAGGGCCCACUUUCACAUUGACCAGCACGUCUUCAACCACCACAUCGCAAAAAGCUAACACUCAGGCAGGACACCCAAGGAUGCCCUGCUGGCCUGAAAUAUCUCACGCAGAGCAGCUAAAGCAGAUGGCAGCAAACCAGCAGCAACCGAAUUCUCUUCUCCAUCACCACCACCAAACCCCACCUGUGGCCCUGACCAGCUGGGCUCCUUCCAUGAGCACCCACUCCUCCACCAGCACCUUCCCUCAAGACAAUGUCUCUAGCCCACUCCCACUCAACCAGCAGAGGAUUGGCUCUCACAAUAAAGGGAUCAACAACUGUCUCUUCAAAUCAACCAGCCACAAUGGCUCCAAUCAUUUGGACAUGAAGGUUCUCAGCACCAAGCCUACACUGCAUUUCAGCCCCAAAGUACCCCAUUCUGCCAGCCAGCCCAUGUCUAUCAUGACAAACCCAGUGAACAAGACAGAGCAGCAGCAACAGUCACCUUCACCGGGCCCACAUCAGCCACACUCAGGUCUCCAUUUCCAGAACCAACAAAUCCCCACAUCAGGAGCCCUUUGUCUGCAAACCAAGACUGCUCAUGGAGGGCUGCCUUUCAGACCGUCACAGCAGCGGCAGGGUGUUCCUGCUGGUCCAAGGCUGCCCACUAAUGGAAGCUUAGGAGUCAUGUCAGCCCAGUCACAGCCACGACCCCCGGCCCCAAACAACCAGCAGAAAGGGCCUCCAAAAACACAGGCCAUGCAAAGACAGCUCAACCAACCGCAGCACACCAUCUGCAAUUCAGAUAAAGACAACACACAUGAUCAGUUUAGUCGUCACCUGACAAGACCACCGCCAGAUUACAAGCAGUCAAGAAGUAUAGCUGGAGUUCAGCAGGGAAACAUCUUCCCAGGUCAAAACUCCUCCCAGUGUCCUAACAGUGGCCCUGAGAAGACCCUGCAGUCUUGUCACCUUGCAGUUGGUUCUGCUUCAAAGAUGAGUGCUUCACCAUCAGAACGCAGAUUUGCUAUUGGGACAGACUGUCACCCCAGUUCUUGUGUUAGCCAAUGCCAGCAGCAAAACAGUCACAGUCAAAUUCGACUGAAUCCGAGUAAACCCAGGUUCCAGGGCCCAAACACACAAGGAAAGUCUUUUGGGAUAAACAGUGUGGCAGGUGUACAGCACCAGAGAUCGACACCUCACUUGCGUCCCUCUGUGCCAGGACAGGGUGUCGGAGGCUUGGUGACAAAUGUCAACAUGGGCUGGGGUUCAGCCAACAAGCAAGUGACACCUGGACUCUGUAUUAGGCAGCUACACCCACUACAGUCCCAGGGUGUGCAGGACUUGCCGAACCAUCCAUUCCAACAGAGACACAUUGCCCCUCCCAACCAGGUAGCACCAGACAUCAGCAUGCACACUCUAAACCCUCCACUAAGAGACAUAGGUCAGAGAGUAAGUCAGGCAAUGAUGGGUUCUCCCUCAGCCGUGGGAAACCUUAACCAGGCCUCACCUGAACCGAGGAUACCAGCAGGGAACUUUACAGAGCCCAGUCCCAGCUCUAGCAGCUACCAUAAUAACAGAACCAACCGUCUGACCUUUGACUUCCUCCCAGAGGGGGACAACACAGUUCCGGGAAUCAAUGCAGACUCAGACUUCAUAGAUUCCCUGCUCAAAUCGGGUUCUGGAAAUGAUGACUGGAUGAAAGAUAUAAAUUUGGAUGAGAUUCUCGGUAGCCACUCGUGAAUUUGGGUCACAAAUGACUAAAAAUGGACCCACAGCUUAGAGCUCGUAGAGGUAUGUAAGGUGAAAAGGAUUACGUUUGUAAGUAAUGUUAAAACGGACUUUUAUAGACUCAUUAUUAUUACCCAGAUAUACUGAAUUGCUUUGUAUUGUAUUUACUGUGAAAAUCAAUUGUGUUCCAAGUACUCUGCGUAUUUCUUCCUGGUGUAUUGGCCAAGAAAUUGCUUUUCUAUGCAGUCACUGUUUUUGUGGUCUGUGCUCUGUGCUGUCUUAUAGAGUAAAAUACAAAAUUCACACUGUGAAAAGAAAAUAUUGCCGUUAUUUUCCUUUUCAUCCUGGUUUGUGUUUCAAAGUCUAGCAUCACGUGGUAUUAGCUUUUCCAGUGUUUUGCUGCCAGACACAAGCGAGCUUGCAAAAGCAUUUUUUCUCCUUUACUUCCUUCUUGUUCAAACCUUUUCAUCUGUGGUAGUUACAGUUUAAAUUAUGUAACCAUUAUUUUUUUCAUGUUAUAUUUAAUAAUUAUUGGAAUAGUAAUUAGACAUUAUAUUACAUGUAAUUAAUAAAAUUUAUUUGACUCAA